GGCGGCUUUUUUUUUUCGGCUUCUUAUUUAAAAGAACGCGAGGCAGAUAAUCGCGUUUUGAGUUUUUUUUUUGUUCAUACCUUUAAUUUCUUUUACUUCCUAAUCAUGCUUGCUAUUACUUCUCGUGCUUUGAAGACCUCCGCUGCCGUCAAGUCGUUCCGUCCUUUGACGGCUAUUCGCACCAAGGUCACCUUGCCCGACCUUCCUUACGAAUACGAUGCUCUUGAACCCCAUAUCAGCGGUGAAAUUAUGAAGAUCCAUCACUCCAAGCAUCAUCAGACCUAUGUCAAUGCUUUCAAUGCCGCCGAAGAGAAGCUCCAGAACGCUUUCCAAGCCAACAACUUGACCGAGCAGUUGGCCAUUCAAAACGCUAUCAAGUUUAACGGUGGCGGUCACAUCAAUCACAGCCUUUUCUGGCAAAAUCUUGCCCCCAAGGGUCAGGGUGGCGGUAACUUGACCAAGGGUGCUUUGUCUUCGGCUAUCGACAAGGAAUUCGGUUCUUUCGACAACUUUGUCACCAAAUUCAAUGCGGCCGCUGCUGGUGUUCAAGGUUCUGGCUGGGCUUGGUUGGGUUACAACAAGGAAGCCAAGCGUCUUGAAAUCGCUACCACUGCCAACCAGGAUCCUUUGCUCGCCUUGGUGCCUCUUUUGGGUGUUGAUGUUUGGGAACACGCUUACUACUUGCAAUACAAGAACGUCCGCCCCGAUUACCUCAAGGCCAUCUGGGAAGUCAUCAACUGGGAGACCGUGGCUGAGCGUUUUGCCAAGGCUCAGUAAGAAGAGCGAUCGUCUUUUUACCAAGUCAAUAACACCCGUGUAAUUCAUAAACAAAAAAAAAAGUACAGCAUGAAGGAUAGCUGAUCAUCCUCCCUUGUAAUAAAGUUCGAAUCACCACUAACAAAUAGUCC
Molecule: messenger RNA, 908 nt
Organism: Radiomyces spectabilis
Lineage: Eukaryota; Fungi; Mucoromycota; Mucoromycetes; Mucorales; Radiomycetaceae
Product: Manganese/iron superoxide dismutase
Exons: 7
Coding region: 106-777 (223 amino acids)
Biological process (GO): superoxide metabolic process
Cellular component (GO): mitochondrion
Molecular function (GO): superoxide dismutase activity; metal ion binding
Source: RefSeq, a predicted model, not a curated record